AUGGAGCCGAGUGAGCUCUCUGCUGUGAUUAGUGGGGAGCCGGUGCCCUGUGUGCCCUGGGACGUCCCGAGCCCAGCACCGGGGCACCACAGCGGGGGGAGGGGGUGGUGUGGGGGACAUAUGGGUGCAUUGGAGUGGCUCUGCUGCUGUCUGCCCUCUGGCCCUUCAGUUACAGACGACCUGGUUUACUCCAGGCGCUACAGUUUCCUCCAGGCACUCCGGUUUCCACCACACGGUCCAGUUUCCUCCAGGCGCACGGGUUUCCUCCAGGCGUCCAGUUUCCUCCAGGCGCUACGAUUUCCUCCAGGCACUCGAGUUUCCUCCAGGCGCUCCGGUUUCCUCCAGGUGCUCCGGUUUCCUUCAGGCGCUCCAGUUUCCUCCAGGCGCUCCGGUGUCCUCCAGGCGCUCCGGUGUCCUCCAGGCGCUCCGGCUUCCUCCAGGCGCUCCGGUGUCCUCCAGGCACUCAGGUGUCCUCCAGGCGCUCCGGUGUCCUCCAGGCGCUCAGGUGUCCUCCAGGCGCUCCGGUGUCCUCCAGGCGUCCAGUUUACUCCAGGCACUCAGGUGUCCUCCAGGCACUCAGGUGUCCUCCAGGCGCUCCGGUGUCCUCCAGGCGCUCAGGUGUCCUCCAGGCGCUCCGGUGUCCUCCAGGCGUCCAGUUUACUCCAGGCACUCAGGUGUCCUCCAGGCACUCAGGUGUCCUCCAGGCGCUCCGGUUUUCUCCAGGUGCUCCGGUUUCCUCCAGGCGCUCCAGUUUCCUCCAGGCGCUCCGGUGUCCUCCAGGCGCUACUGUUUCCUCCAAAAUAUUUGAAUUAA
Messenger RNA from Knipowitschia caucasica, 813 nucleotides. NCBI's taxonomy places the organism in Eukaryota, Metazoa, Chordata, Actinopteri, Gobiiformes, Gobiidae. The record is from the annotation of a GenBank genome assembly.